Molecule: messenger RNA, 3322 nt
Organism: Anopheles gambiae (African malaria mosquito)
Lineage: Eukaryota; Metazoa; Arthropoda; Insecta; Diptera; Culicidae
Gene: sigmar
Product: tumor necrosis factor alpha-induced protein 8-like protein
Exons: 6
Coding region: 1271-1852 (193 amino acids)
Biological process (GO): regulation of apoptotic process
Cellular component (GO): cytoplasm
Source: RefSeq, a predicted model, not a curated record
UUCGAAUUUAAUACCAAUACUACUGAUUACCAAGAAAAGUAAAGAAAUAGCAAACAUCUUUGAACUGUGCCGUGCGUGUCGACUGUUGAUGGCUGCUGACUCACCGAAUCGCGUGUUUGCACAGUGUCCGUGGAAAGGGAAAUAUUCUUAUACGCAACAACAACUACAAAAAAACAGUGUUUCAUCCACAGCUGGCCAUCAUCUUCUGCGCGUAGGAAAUCGAAUUUCCGUUAAAGUGUGUUCACUAUACUGUAGCCGGGAUCGCUCGGUCAGGCGCCGCUGUGUGACCAGGAAAACGAACCCAACAGGCGCAACGGGUGGCGUUUGUCAGCAGUUCGUCCUUUUAUCCCUCGGUGUGUGUGUGUGCGUAAGUUUGUGUCGUGUGCCGUACAAUCAGCACCUGCCCAGUCAUAGCAGCAGCAGCAGCAGCAGCUGGCCACAGUGUUCGUCCUUGAGCUAGGCGCGAGCGAGUGCGAGAAGCAAACUCCCUCCAAUAGAGUGUUUGUGUGAGUGCGUGCGUGCCGGUAUUGGUGCGUGUAAUACAGAGCGGCACGGUGUAUGCGUGCCUGUGUGUAGAAGAGAAGUGAAAAAAGGAUAUCGAUUAAUAACCGCCAAAACAACAACGCAACAAGGCAGAAAGGCCGACGGCCAACGGUGUCAGCUGGAACCGGGUGUCAAGAAACUGGCGGGUCAAGAAGAAUCAUUGUGUCUUGCGGUCGAUUCUGCUGUGUUUUUUUUCUUUCUCGGUCAACGAUCCUAGGCCUACAGUUGGACCAAUGUUUAAUGUGAAUCAUCUUUACACGGACAUUUGUUGGAAAUAAUCGCACUCCAUCCCAGCCAUCACAACUGGGGGCCCGCCCUUCGAUCCAUCCGUGCAAAAGUACAAAUGCAUUGAUAUAGCUUCACCUUCGAGCAAAGCAAUCAAUAUCAAACGAAACUGGACCUGGACAUCAGCAGACACCAAACGAAACCAAUUUUAGCAUAAAAACCUUCUAAAGCAUGUACAACAUGAGCGCGGCCAGCAUUCUCGAACUGCAGACCUGGAUCGUCUACCAGCGCAUCGCGGCCGAGUGUGCCAACUGUUUGUGAAAAUUCAUCGUAUUGUUAUUUUGAUUUUGCACUGAAAACAUUAGCAUGCAGAUUUAAUCAUUGUUUAUGUUAUUCAUCGGUACUAUCAAAACGAAGCUAUUAAAAGUCAUCCAAAAAGUUGAGCAAACUCACUCAAUUACUAAGUCCAAAGCGGUCUCGUCCAAACCAUUUACCGUGCACAAUGAUCGAUACAGUUAUGACGGAUAAUGCCUUCAAAGCGAAGGACAUUGGGCUGCGGGCGCAGAAGAAAAUCCUCUCCCGGAUGGCAAGCAAAAAUGUGGCUAAAGUGUUCAUCGACGGUACGACCGCGUCCCUUCUAGACAACGUGUACCGGUUGGUAAAGGUGCAUACCGGCAGCAAAAAGGAUGCGGAACGAUUGGUUAAGAACAUCAUCAAAAUCGUGAUCAAAAUUGCCGUCCUGCACCGGAACGGGCAGCUGAAUGCGGACGAGCUGCGCCAGGCGGACCGGUUCCGCACCAAGUUCCAAACGCUCCAGAUGGCGAUCCUGUCCUUCUACGAGGUGGACUACAGCUUCGAUCUCAACUAUCUGCAGAAAUCGCUCGCCGACUGCCGCAGCCUGUUGCGCUCGUGCGUGGUGCGCCACCUGACGGACAAAUCGCUCGGCCGCAUUGACGAGGUGUUUGACACGUUCGCUGACUCCGCCCUGCUCGAGACGGCCUUCCGGCAGGACUCGCCGUACCGGGAAAUCAUGGACAAGAUAGUGGUCGAUCUGAACAAAGCGAUGGAGAAUGGAGACAUUUAAUGCUGGGGAAAUUCCUUGGCUCCGUCUGCAUGCAAGUUGCUCUCGAAAGAAGAAGAAACAAAAAGUCGAACAAAAAGAUGUCUUUCAUCUGCUGCCAGCGACGAAGCUUCUUGGGGUGUGGGGUAGAAAGCAAACCCCACCCCUCUGAAACUGUACCCAUCGUGUAUGACCGCACCGCACCGCAAGGCUUUAGAUUUCCGCAGCAGAAGAUCAUCACCAAACGUGAUCAUCAUCGCCCAUGUCGCGAGUCGGCCGCUUUUCUCGGUUGAGCGGGAGCCGAUCGAUGCCACCAAAGCUGCGCACGGGAGUUCGAGUGCAGCAAGAAGGAUAAUUAAUUUCAAACCCAAAUCGAAAAGCAAGUCACACAUUUACUGAGGGGAAAUGGGAAACGGGAAAAGCGAAGCAAACAUUUCAGCUUUUUAUUUAAUGCAACGAUCGUAUUUAAGUUAAGUUUUCGAAUAGCUACGUAGUCAUAGCAACUAACGCUUGUGUCCUGUUUUGCAUUCGGUAAGGUCGAGGAACAGGCGUGGUAGGAUAAAUAAAAGGGAGAUAGAGAGAGAGAGAGAAAAGUAUUAAAAGAAAGGAAGUACAUACUCAAGCAACUUAUUGUGAGGUUAAUUGUCCAUAUCAAUUAAGUCAGUGGCGGAGUGGAUGAGCUUUUGGGAAGUGCAUAAUAACGUACGUAUGGUUAGCGCGGUUAUAGAGAAAGCAGUAUUGUAGACUUUGCACUAUUGGCGCUACUAUUGAAACACUUCUACACACUUUUGCUAGUAUGACACAUCGGCGUCACAAUUAUCAUGGAAAGGAUGGCACAACUUACGCAUAAAAUGGCUAGAAUGGGUAAAGAAACUCCCUAGAACACACGACGGCAGUAUGACCUCACUUCGAUUCAUAUCUCACACAUACACACAGCUAGCAGAUAUAAACACAUCACUAGACGAGCAACUACACUGCUAAAACAAAACACAGUGAGGACCAGUUUUGAUGACCACUUUUGAAACACUAGCAAAACACAAAACCACAAAUCUCUAUUCCAUUCUGAACGCUGUCUAAAUAUAGCAAGAUAAGAACGUAUUCAUAAUGCACCAACAACACAACCUGAAGCAAGUCUUAGAAAAAUCUACACAACCAAUAGGAACAAAAUUCCGAAUGUACUGGAUUAUUGCGGAGCGUUAGAGAUGGCAUUUGAUCGCUGGUAGAGCCGUGCGUAUGUUAAACUCGUGCGUCGCUGUGUUAGAUACAGAACCGAAUACAAGCUGAAUGGAAUUGUUGAAUGUUUUGCUGUGCAACAUGUUUGCUGUGUUUGAACGCGCUAUUGUAUGUUAAUGAACAGAUGCUAUGGAAAUGGAACGAAUUGCAUGGGCAGUGUAAAAUACUGUCAUCAUUUGUGUAAGUGUGUAGGCGUGGAAGGAAAGCCGUUGAUAUUAAUUGAAAUAAAACCGACGAUAUUUUGAAUGGGCACGUAGAAAA